ACGAACGUGCCUGUAGGUCUGUGGACAGGCUGCUUUUAGUUUCCUUUAACCAUGGCUGAGUCCAGCAAACGUCCGCGACUCAGUCAAGUUAACAGCUGUUCUCAAACGUCCGCCGGCGUUGCCAACAUGUUCAUUGGCAGUCAGCGCGAUGGAGCCGCAGGAGAGGGUCGUUUUGUGGAGGGAUCCAUACUUCGCAUCACAAUGAAAAACUUCCUGACCUAUGACUACUCUGUGGUGUACCCUGGACCUAAUCUGAACAUGAUUGUUGGAGCCAAUGGUACUGGCAAGUCCAGCAUUGUUUGUGCCAUCUGCCUUGGUCUGGCUGGCAAGACCACUAUCCUGGGCAGAGGAGACAAGGUUGGACUUUAUGUCAAACGUGGGUGCCAUAAAGGAUCUAUUGAGAUUGAACUGUACAAGAGGGAUGGGAAUGUAGUGAUAAACAGAGAGAUCAUUGUGGAGAACAAUCAGUCUCUGUGGAUGCUGAAUGGAAGACACUGUAACCAGAAAACAGUGGAAGAGGAGGUCAGGGCUCUGCAUAUCCAAGUCAGCAACCUCUGCCAGUUUCUGCCUCAGGAAAAAGUGGGAGAGUUUGCCAAAAUGUCCAAAAUUGAGCUGCUGGAGGCAACUGAGAAGUCAGUGGGACCACCAGAGAUGUACGAGUACCACUGUGAGCUCAAAAACUUCCGCAACAAAGAGCGAGAACUGGAGAAUGUUGUGAAAGAAAGAUCCAGCUUCCUCGAGAAGGCCAAGCAGAGGAAUGAGAGAAACAAACACGACGUGAACCGUUACUAUGAAAAGAAAAGGCAUCUGGAUGUGAUUGAAUUGCUUGAGAAGAAGAAACCAUGGGUGGAGUAUGAGACCACCCGUAAGGAGCUUGAGGGUGUAAGGAGGGAGCGAGAUGAGGCCAAAAGGCAGCUCUCUGUCCUGAGACAGGCCCAGGUGCCCAUGCUGAGGCAGAUUCAGGAUAUUGAAAACCGGCUGAAGCCCACUGAGGCACAAAUAAAGGCCAAGACUGAUGCCAUCAAAGAAGCGUCAAACAAGUGCAAACAGAAACAAGAUCAGCUGGAUCGAAAACACAAAGAGAUUGAAGAUAUCAAACAAACACUGAGACUGAAGCAGAUGGAGGAGGAAGACCAAAAGAAGCGCAUCAGCAACACUAGACGGACUAUUGACGACUUGAAGGCAGAGCUUGCCAAAGUAGGCGAUCAACCGGAUGUGACACCGCAGAUCAAUGCCAUCAAUAUCGAGCUGAGAGGCAUCCAGGAGGAGAGAGCCAAGAUCCAAGGAGAGAAGGCCGACCUUCAACGGGAGAAAGACAACCUCAUUGCUGAGUUCAUGAGUUUGAAGAAGAGACUCAGUGACAUGAACAACAUGAUGAACGCCAAAGAGGAGAAGCUGCGAGGACGCCACAGGGACACACAUGCUGCUCUCCAGUGGCUCAGACAGAACAGGCACCUGUUUGAUGGGAAUGUCCAUGAGCCCAUGAUGUUGGUGAUCAAUGUGAGAGAUCAUAGAUUUGCAAAAUACGUGGAAAAUCACAUCCCAUUCCAGGACCUGCGAGCAUUUGUCUUCCAGAAAAAAGACGACAUGGAGAAGUUCAUGACUGAGGUCCGUGAUAGGAUGAACCUGAAGGUGAACUCCAUUUCUGCUCCGGUGGAGUCGUGUUCUCAAAAGGAGCCAUCCCGAAAUAUUGAGUCCCUAAGGCGUUUCGGGUUCUACUCCUACCUGCGUGAGAUGUUCGACGCCCCUGAUGAGGUGAUGAGUUAUCUGUGUCACCAGUACAAGGUUCAUGACGUCCCUGUGGGCAGCGAUCAGACAAAAGCCAUGAUUCAAACGGUGAUUGAGGAGCCCUACCUCAGGGUGUUAUACACAAAAGAGGAGAGGUACACGGUGAAAAGGUCCUUUUACUCCAACAAGAUUAGCACCAGUAACUCUGCAGUGCAUCCUUCCCAGUACCUCACUAUCACUGUGGAUGCUGAACAGAAACGGCAGCUGGAGCAGCAGAUGAAGGCGUGUGAGGUGAGGUUAAAAGAAAUCGAUGAACGCAUGAAGGCCCUGCAGAAGGAAGCCGUCACCCUGGAUCGCCGUGACAAUGAGCUGUUGGCAGAGAAAAAGCGUCUCUCUGAACUAAAGGGCAAAAAGAGACAGCUGGAGCAGAAAAUCAGCACCAAACAAGACAGUCUCAGGCAGAUGGAGCAGAGUGUUAUUGACCUGAAGAAGAUUGAGGAGGAGACAAAAGAGAAAAUUGCAGCUGUCAAUUCCCAGAAGGUGUCCAUAGUGACAGUGUUCAUGACCCAAAUGAAGCUCAGAGCUAAGCUGACUAUGGAGAAGGUGUACUUGGCUUUGGAGACGGUGGGUCUGACAGCGGAGAAGACGAAACUGGAGAAUGACUGUCGAGCAGGCGCCUCUGAACUUAAGGCCACUGAUCAAAAAUGCAACCGUCUGGACCAGAGGAAGGUGCAGCUGACAGAACAAUGCAAAGGCCUGCUGAGGAGAGCGAAGUCAGUCUGUAGGAUGCAGCCCGAUGGGUCAUUACCUGAGGACCUGCGUAAUGGGUUCAGCAAGCUGCCCGACACGCUAGACGAGAUUGAUGCCAUGCUGAAUGAGGAGCGGUCCAGAGCUGAGUGCUUCACUGGCCUCAGUGAAAGUGUUGUUGAGGAGUUCAACAGGAGAGAGCUGGAGAUCAAACAUCUGGAGAAAGAGCUGGAAGAUAAGACUAAUGCCUUGAGUGCCUACCGGCAGAACAUAUCAGAGGCUAAGGAACGCUGGCUGAACCCUCUGAAGCAGCUGGUUGAACAGAUAAAUGACAAGUUCAGCAACUUCUUUCGCACCAUGCAGUGUGCAGGAGAGGUUGAUCUGCACGCAGAGAAUGAGGAGGAGUAUGACAAAUACGGGAUCCGUAUUCGGGUGAAGUUUCACAGCAGCACUCAGCUCCACGAGCUGACGGCCUACCAUCAGAGCGGAGGAGAGCGCAGUGUCUCCACAAUGCUCUACCUCAUGGCCCUGCAGGAGCUCAACCGCUGCCCCUUCAGAGUGGUGGACGAGAUCAACCAGGGAAUGGAUCCUGUAAAUGAGAGAAGAGUGUUUGACAUUGUGGUUCGUACGGCCUGCAAAGAAACAACAUCCCAGUACUUCUUCAUAACACCCAAGCUGCUCCAGAAUCUUCAGUACGCUGAGGAGAUGACCAUCCUAUGUGUCCAUAAUGGCGCUCACAUGCUUCCCCCGAACGAAUGGGAUGAGAGGACUUUCAUCAAACGGUGUCUCCAAAGAAAAGCCAGGGCGUGAAUCCACCAGGCCGACCUGACCUUCCCGGGUUCACUGUUUAAAAUAUACUGUAAAACUGAAAGUUUCUGUUCAGCCGUUAUUUCAGAUGGAAUAUUCUAUAUAAGCCUUUGAGAGAGGAGGUUCUAAUAUUGUACUGAGGAAGGGUCUUAAACAGAGCGGCAGUAUUCUAACACUUGUUAUUUAGUUUUUUUGUUUCAAAUGGGGUUUUAUAAAACAGGGUUAUUGAAAACAGAAAUAUGCAUUUGCACAUUUGUCUGUUGAUGCAGCAGCAUGUUAACUCUUGGUAAUUUAAAAUAUGUACAACAGUUUCAUCUCUUCCUUAACAGUUAAUUUGCAUGUUUAUAUAUUUGAAUAAAUUAUUGUUCUGUUUCUGUUCUAAA
Messenger RNA from Toxotes jaculatrix (banded archerfish), 3665 nucleotides. It is a transcript of the gene smc5, whose product is annotated as structural maintenance of chromosomes 5. Bases 52 to 3285 code for a protein of 1077 amino acids. NCBI's taxonomy places the organism in Eukaryota, Metazoa, Chordata, Actinopteri, Toxotidae. Gene Ontology annotation, biological process: double-strand break repair via homologous recombination. Gene Ontology annotation, cellular component: Smc5-Smc6 complex. The record is from RefSeq and is a predicted model, not a curated record. Gene Ontology annotation, molecular function: ATP hydrolysis activity; ATP binding. The transcript is spliced from 24 exons.